CCGCCGCCCCGCCUGGCUCUUCCCGGGCUCGGCGGCGGGCGCCCGCUCCUCCGCGUCCCUCGGCGGCCUCGCAGGCGCGUGCCCUCCGGCCAAGGAGUCCCCCGGCUCCCGGCCCGGCCACCUCCUCGUCUGCCCGGCCGUGGAGCCAUGGCGUGGCGGCGGCCGCCCGGGGCCGGCGUUGGGGCCCGCGGCGCGCUGGCUCUGCUGGCCCUGACCCUGUGCGCGCGCGGGGCCCGGGGCCGGGCGCUCGAGUGGUACUCGGCCGUGGUGAGCACCGAGUACGUGGACCCACAAACGAACCGCACCGUGUGGAGCGUCUCGGAGAGCGGCCGCUUCGGCGACAGCUCGCCCAAGGAGGGCGCGCAGGGCCUGGUGGGCGUCCCGCGCGCGGCGGACCGCGACCCCGAGGGCUGCGCGCCCGACACGAGCUUCCUCGUGCCCGCGCCCGGCGGCCGGGGGACUGCGCCCUGGGUCGCCCUGGUGGCGCGCGGGGGCUGCACCUUCAAGGACAAGGUUUUGUUGGCGGCGCAGAGGAACGCCUCGGCCGUGGUCCUCUACAACGAGGAGCGCCAUGGGAACCUCACCGCGCCCAUGUCCCACGCGGGAACAGGAAAUAUAGUGGUCAUUAUGGUUAGCUACCCAAAAGGAAGAGAAAUAUUGGAUCUGGUGCAAAAAGGAAUUCCAGUCAAGAUGACCAUAGGGGUUGGCACCCGUCACGUGCAGGAGUUCAUCGGUGGCCAGUCCGUGGUGUUUGUGGCCAUUGCCUUCAUCACCAUGAUGAUUAUCUCAUUAGCCUGGCUAAUAUUUUACUACAUACAGCGUUUCCUCUAUACGGGCUCACAGUUUGGAAGUCAGAACCAUAGAAAAGAAACUAAGAAAGUUAUCGGCCAGCUUCCUCUUCAUACUGUGAAACAUGGAGAAAAGGGAAUCGAUGUUGAUGCUGAAAAUUGUGCAGUGUGUAUUGAAAAUUUUAAAGUAAAGGAUGUUAUCAGAAUCCUGCCAUGCAAGCAUAUUUUUCAUAGAAUAUGCAUUGACCCAUGGCUUUUGGAUCACCGCACGUGUCCAAUGUGUAAACUUGAUGUCAUCAAAGCCCUGGGAUAUUGGGGAGAGCUUGAGGAUGAGCAGGAGCUGCCCACUCCAGAAUCGACCCCUGGAAGUGUUUUGGCUGCAAAUUUGAGUAUUACUUUAGAAGAUGAUGACAGAAGUGAUGGGAGCAACUUGCCAUCGUCUUCCACUAAUGAGUCCGUGCCGCAGUGCGAUGCUACCUUUAAAGAAGAUGCGGGUGAAAACACAGCCUUACUAGAGACGGGCAGGAGCGACCCUCAGCGGGGAGGACCUGUCUGCUAGCACAUGUCCACUGCUGGAGUCGUGGACAGAGCUUCGGCUUGACUCAGAGGACACUUUAUUUUUACUUUAGCACAUAGUUUGUAUAUUUGAAAAUAAUGUACAUUCUUUUACCUUUCAGCUUCUGAUUUGAUAUGCAAAGGGCUAAGAUAUUUUAUUCUUAAAGAGACUUUUUGAUUAGUCUUUAUAUAUCAACUGAAAUAUAUCGUUAGGAUGAAUAUGUUGUUUCAGACCAUUGGGGAGGGGACGACCAGGAAGGCCUCCCCUGUAAAGGGCAGUGGUGGCUCUGAGUACUAGACAGCUACCACGGCGCUGUAGGAUUGAAGCGAACUCUGCUUCUCCAGGGUGCUUUUAGACUAGUUGAAGUGGAGUUGUGUAAUUAAAUGCAAUAAUUGAUCACGUGAAUUUCCCUAGAGGAAGGACUUUGUGAGUACAUUAAACUUAUAAAUGAGGUGAGCGAAGUCUGCAGCUUUCCUGCACCUCUGUAUUGCAUAGAGAGAUUUCACAACCUGAGAACACUUUUUAAUUAUUGUUUUCUAUUGGGAAUUAUGAGAAAAGCAUUAGAUGACUUUAGGAUUCCCAUAUUUCCCUUUUAUUACCUAAUUUCUUGUGACAUCUUGAAGAGGAGGCAAAUUUGUCCAUUUUUUCUAGAAAUAAAAAAGCUAAGAUUCUGUAUUGCAAUGAGUAUGAAUUUCUUCAUUGCCUUGUUAAGGAAAUCGAGUAGGCAGACUGAUUUUUUGGUAAAUGAUGAAUAUAUUGGUUCCAACUGCAACUUUACAAUUAAAACGGUGAUAGAUGGAGAAUUUUGAUUAUUGUAACAAAAUAAAUAAGUAACCAGUUUUCUUGAGUAA
Equus quagga is the source of this 2195-nucleotide messenger RNA. It is a transcript of the gene RNF149, whose product is annotated as ring finger protein 149. NCBI's taxonomy places the organism in Eukaryota, Metazoa, Chordata, Mammalia, Perissodactyla, Equidae. The transcript has 7 exons. The record is from RefSeq and is a predicted model, not a curated record. The coding region runs from base 148 to 1347 and encodes 399 amino acids.